AUGGGUGAACUAGAAAUGGGUAGAGGAUUGAAUCAAGAACUUGGUUUUAUUAAAGCCGGUGAUACUCAUUGGGGAUCUCACUACAAGUCAUUUGGAAAAUUCAUUAGUAGUUUUGGCUCUAUUGUUGAUGUGAUUGAUACUCUUGUUGUAAAUACAAGUACUUUGGAAGAAAGAGAAAGCGCAUCAGGAUUUCUCAGAAGUUGUCAAACUUUUGAGACUGUUUUCUUAUUGCAUUUGAUGACUGAUUCUUUAGGAGUCACAUAUCAUCUUAUUGUGUCAUUACAGAAAAAGGAGCAAGAUAUUUCAAAUGUCAUGAUUCUUGUAAAGGUAGCAAAAAGAAGGUUGCAAGCUUUAUGA
Molecule: messenger RNA, 357 nt
Organism: Solanum dulcamara
Lineage: Eukaryota; Viridiplantae; Streptophyta; Magnoliopsida; Solanales; Solanaceae
Exons: 1
Coding region: 1-357 (118 amino acids)
Source: RefSeq, a predicted model, not a curated record